Molecule: messenger RNA, 628 nt
Organism: Rhipicephalus sanguineus (brown dog tick)
Lineage: Eukaryota; Metazoa; Arthropoda; Arachnida; Ixodida; Ixodidae
Exons: 3
Coding region: 40-582 (180 amino acids)
Source: RefSeq, a predicted model, not a curated record
UCCUCGCUAUAGAAACGUCGGCCGCUUAAGCUUAACAGAAUGCUCAAGUGCACCUCGCUCGUACUGCUGGGCUCGGCCUUCGUCGUGUCGCGCAGGAACGACUUUUUCGAAAGAUGCGUGAAACCGGAAGAAGAACAAGUGGUCGGUCAAUGCGUCAUGGCACCCGAACACUGGCUUCGCUCGAAGACGUACCAGCACUAUGCCCUCGAAGCCCUCGAAAAGGGCAACAUUCAGCCAGAUGAGGGAAACCUAAACACUUUGCUUGCAGUCACACGAGCAGCAUCGCAGCUGUGGCACGGUAUAGUGAUCAGAAUCGAGUUCACUACAGUCGAGAGCGUGUGCAACAGCUCCGUUGCUUAUUCCGAACAGCUGUGCCGACCACUUAAGAGCGAGGCCAAUGGACUGUGUCAGGCAAGGUUUAGGUACUAUGGGCAUUUGAAGCUUGAACAAGCCACCUGUGUUCCAAUAUUCUCUCAAAGAACAAUCUUCAGGCGUUUCCAGAAAGCGCGUUCGGGCUUGUUUUCACUUGCGCAAAAUUGGAGAACUGCUGAAGCGCUUCUUAACAGUACACGCGCGCAGUGAAUAAAGCUGAGUUGCGUCUUUUUCACUGUGGGGUGUCAGUUUAAGA